This is a messenger RNA of Bicyclus anynana (squinting bush brown), 3532 nucleotides long. RefSeq names its product lachesin-like. The record is from RefSeq and is a predicted model, not a curated record. The coding region runs from base 278 to 1492 and encodes 404 amino acids. NCBI's taxonomy places the organism in Eukaryota, Metazoa, Arthropoda, Insecta, Lepidoptera, Nymphalidae. The transcript is spliced from 9 exons. Gene Ontology annotation, cellular component: neuron projection.
CCGCGGAUCUGGGCGGACGCUACGACGUAGCACAUCGCCCGUACCUCGUAGCACUCGUAGCGGCCCUGAAAAGUUUUUACUCUACGUGUGUUUCCCCUAUGAUUAAAAUCGAAUGAAUUUUCAUAAUCAAUACCUAAUAAUACGUUUCAUAAAGUUUUAUUACGACUCAUUUAAAGUGUAUGCAAUGGAAUCGCAUUUAUGUGGAAUUUUUGAGUGAAAAAUUGAAGUGCGUGACGUGGCUGCGGCUCGAUGAGCGCCCGGCGCCGCACGCGGGAGCAUGCUCGCGCACCUCUUGGUGCUUAGCACCGCGCUCGCGGCGGCCUCCAGCGGCAAACACGGUGUGGAGGUACCGGAGUUUGGGGAACCCAUCACCAACCUGACCGUCCCCAUCGGCCGUGACGCGACAUUCAAGUGCAUCGUCGUCAAUUUAGGCGUUUAUCGAGUGGGCUGGGUGAAGGCGGACACGAAGGCGAUCCAGGCGAUCCACGACCACGUCAUCACGCACAACCACCGCGUGUCUGUAUCGCACGCUGACCACUCUACCUGGUAUCUGCACAUCAAGAGUGUGCAGGAGGAGGACCGCGGACAGUACAUGUGCCAAAUCAACACGGAUCCUAUGAAAAGCCAAAUGGGGUAUUUAGAAGUGGUGAUACCACCAGACUUCAUACCCGAAGAGACAUCAGGAGACACCAUGGUGCCUGAGGGAGGCACUGCUCGGGUGUCUUGCAAAGCCCGGGGCAUUCCUCCGCCACGUGUUAUGUGGAAACGGGAAGAUGGACAAGAAAUAGUUGUAAGAGAUAGCACUGGAGCAAAGACAAAAGUGCUAACAUACCAGGGUGAAGUGUUGAAGUUGACGAAGAUAUCGCGUUCCGAAAUGGGCACGUACUUGUGUAUCGCCAGUAAUGGCGUGCCACCCACAGUUAGCAAGAGGAUUCACAUAAGUGUACACUUUCAUCCAGUGAUCCAGGUCCCCAACCAGUUAGUGGGCGCUCCGCUUGGUACUGACGUCACCCUGGAGUGCUACGUGGAAUCAUCACCCAAGUCCAUUAACUACUGGGUUAAAGAUCCUGGUGAGCUAAUAAUACCAUCUGAGCACCACGAGAUGGCUGUUAGACAAAAGUCCAUGUUUGAGGCGGAAAUGUCGAUGACCAUUAAGAACAUACGGCGCGAGGACCUCGGAAGCUACAUAUGCGUUGCCAAAAACUCGCUAGGAGAUGUGGAGAGCAAAAUCAGAUUAUACGAAAUACCAGGUAACGAUAGACAUAUCUACCAAUACCCCGACGAGAGGACCACAUCUGACGACGAUUAUGGUACCGAAGUCUACGACGACAUCGACGACCAAGAAUCGGAGAAAAGCAACCGAGUACCAGAUCGAGCCAACAAAUGGUAUUCCAACGACGGCAAAGUUAUUACAACUACUAAUAAUGCUUCGAUUAUUACGGCAACCAUGAUUAUUUUGGCAAUUUUAAGUUUUUUAGAUAACAUAUCUUAAAUUGUGUACAGAUACAUUGUUUGUAUAAAUCAAAACUAUUUAUAGUUGUGAGUGUGUAACAGCAUAUUGAAAAUGACACAAUACUGUAUUAUUCUUAAGCAUGUUUGUAUGGAUGAGCGAUUUUUUUUAAUUUUAAAAUAGUGCGAUUUUUUGUAAGAACUACAAUGACAAGUUUAAUUGUAUAUUUUAGAUAUUAAUAUUUUUUAAUUUGCAUAAUGUACAUUCCAAUAAUAUUUAUUUUUUACAUUUUAAUUGAGACAGGUAGGUAUUUUAAGUGACGUAAUUUAUUUUGCCAAAAUUUUUAUUUUUCACAAUUAAUCAUAACGAUUUAGUGCUAAUGCCACAAAAAAUGUCAAUACAGUUCUUAGUUAACUCCAAACUUGCUGAACAAAAAGAAAAAAAAAUAUUUUUAGUAUUUUUUUUUCUUUUAUUGAUUUUAAACUAUUGAGCAUUGUAAUAUCCUAAUUUUAAUUAUAAAAUAUAUGUUAUAAACAAUUUUAUAAUUAUUAUCCUUAUAAUUUUAAAUUCCAACUAACUUUAAACCUUGAUUCACAAAAUUCGAAAUUCACAAAAAAAUACCUAUGCAGCUUGCGGGCAUUCUCACUAUUUCUAAUUAGUUAAAUUUAUAAACUACCAAACUUAAAUUCAUGCAACAUUAAAAGUACCCACUGGUAUAAAUAAAUUACUGUUUUAAUGUUUUAGUUUAGGUUAAUCCGCAGUAUAAAUUAAAUUCCAUAUUUAGUUACGUAUUUGUAAUAUCGGCACGGAAACAUUAUGGUACAAUGACUGGAAACUGAACAACAGUAUAAUAAAUAUUGCAUGUAAGUGUUGCAUGAACCAGAACAUACAAUUUUGCUAUUUUAUCGUGAUGGAUAUACAAAUUGAAUAUUGACAAAUUUAAUUAGGUAUAGAUUUAUGUUUAAUUUUAAUUUACAGAUUUAUUUACUGCUUAAAAGUAAUCGAAACAGCUAAAAAUAUAGAAAUUUGUUGAUCUUCUACAAGCCACAGGUACAUAUAUAUUACAUAUCUAUUUUAUCAAAGUACUUUACAAAGAAGAACUUCAGCUUUAGAUAUCAGCUUUCAGAGGCGACAUCCUGAUCUUAUACUAGAGUUUCGCUAAUGAAAGUAGAGACUGAAAUCACCCGCCAAAUUUAAAAAAUCAUUUAAACAAAUUUAAAAAAAAAACAUGCGUUUUCAUAAUUUGUUCAUAAGAUUUCAGUCUCUACUUUCAUUAGCCAAACUCUGAGAAAGCAUAUUUGUUACAUAAGUCUAAAACAAAUUAAACACCUGUCUAGAACAACCCAUUAAUAAAAAAAAAAAUACCCAACAUUACUGAGAACAACAAACAACAUUUUUCCAAAUAGGUAAAAAUCAACCGAUAUGAACUUACUAAGCGAUUGAACAUAAAAGUCGAAUUACUUUGGGAACCAAGUUAAAUUCAGAUGUUAAACAAUAUUACGUGUGAAUUGUAGCAGACAAAUAACUUCAAAGUUACGAAUUACUUGAAAGCUUUUUGCUUUUUUAUUUAAAAGUGGCCUAUUUAGCUUUAAUAUUAUUACAUUAUCAUUAUCAAACAUUUUUUAAGUAAAAAAUGAGGAUAUAAUUAUUAUUUUUUCCGUUAAAUUCAGUCUUUUUCAUUCAGGCCUCAGACAGCGCGUAACGUGAUAAUAAUUAGAAUUAACUUGUAUAUAGAUUUUAAUGUAAGUCGGAAUAGUUAAUGACAUGAUUGUAAUCGAAUUAAUUUUACAUUUACUUCCUACAUUUCAUAGUAAUGUAACAGAGAUUGUUUUUAUUAAUAAAUAUGAAAACAUAUUUAUAUCUAAGGAUAAAGGUAAACAAAGUUUUAUAGGGAUAGAAGAAUAAAACAUAAUGUGUUUUUAAAUUCGCAGAAAAUAUAACUGUUACAAGCUACGCGGUUUUAUAUCUUUUACUCUUAAGCUGGUUUUUACUUCAUUUUAAGAAAUUCGAUUAUAAUAUAAUCGAGAUCGAUUUCGAGAUUAUUAAGACAAAUUUAUUUUUUGUCUAAUAAUUAAAAUUGCU